Molecule: messenger RNA, 1283 nt
Organism: Pisolithus orientalis
Lineage: Eukaryota; Fungi; Basidiomycota; Agaricomycetes; Boletales; Pisolithaceae
Exons: 7
Coding region: 322-1173 (283 amino acids)
Source: RefSeq, a predicted model, not a curated record
CAGCGCUGGCGACAUUCGUUGCAGAACUCCGCACAAGUACAUGCUUGGACGAGUUAUAACCGGUCACGCCACUCACUAAUUCGUCCAGUAUGAGCGGUAUUGAUGGUUCUGACAUGCACGACGCCACGCGAUGCGAUCAAGAAACCGAUGAAACUGCUGAAGUGGUUAUUCUUACAAAGAACACAUCGGAGAUGAAAUGUAUGGUGUUCUAAACCUCCCUCUCUAUUUCCCCUCUCUCCCAAGUUAACACGUCCUCCGGACCAACGAUUCAACAAACCGAAGCGCCGUCUCUGGCUAGACGAUGCAUGGGCCGCGCUUGCCAUGGUAUUCGACAUCAUUCUUGCGGUAGUAGGCUGGUUGUAUCUGUACGACCACGCUCGAUUUCCUCAAGAUACAAGGGUGGCGUUGUAUUAUCUAGCCGACCAGUCCUUCUAUGCAGUCAUUUGGUUGUCCAGGACCUCAAUUUUGUUUACGGUCGUGCGACUAACCUUCCCUGACUCGCUAAGGAGAUGGCUAAUACGCACGGCCAUUGCAUUUGCGGUUACAUGGAUGAUCCUUGGCGCUCAAAUCUUUUGGACCUGUGAAACAGCAGCUGGUUGGAAAAUGCAACCCCUCCCUCGCUGCGAUAUGGGCAAGAACGUUGCUAUUGCGCAGAUAAUUGCCGACGUGCUCGGUGAUACGAUCUUGAUACUAGCACCGCUCCGUCUGAUUUACAGAGUCAGACUUACCAAGGCUCAAAAGAUCCGACUUAUGUCUGCGUUUUCGACGUCCGCCGUUACCACUGUUGUCAGCCUCGUCCACGCAUAUUACAUGCUUACUGAUGGUGGGCUAAAACAAACCAUGGCUGGUAUAGUUGAGGUAUCAGUUAGCUUGAUCGUGGCGAACUUGAGCGUAGUUGUCGCUUUCCUCUUCCGCAUCAGCUCUGAAGAAACCGCAUCCCCUGCUCCGCUAGAGCUCAAGUCCACAAUCACUUUCGGUUCACGGCCGAUCCGGAAAAGAACACCAUUCGAUCCUCUCUCAGAGUCAACGAUAGUAGUUGCGAUUGAGCCCACAACAAUAAAACCGGAUGAUUUCAACACCUCUCCCAAGCAAGCGGCUGGAAAUGACGGAAAUGACGCCAGAACCGUAUCCCUUGAAACAAUUGCUAAGCCAGGUCCGUUCUAUGACGUUUGAUGUGUUUUAUAUACUGCCAUCUGUAUUCUUCCCGUGGUUCUCUUUCCAGUUACUGCUUGAAUGAUAUUUCUGGUCCUAAGUGACCACACCCCUCGGAUGGACCUGACAUA